UUGAGUUUAGCCAGUUGUCAACAGGCUGAACGAGAAACGAGCUGUUGAAAUAACUUAGUACGUGGAACUGAUAACACCAACAUUAGAGUUCGUGGUGGGGAAGAAAAGGCCUUUUGUGAAUUGUUUUUGGACGUAGGUAAAUUUUUUUGCACGGCGUAUCCAAACAAAAAUGAAAUCCUUUACACUCGCAUCCCCCUGAGCACCAUGUGAAACCUGACUCUGCUGAAGGCAGAUGCAAGUCCCAGGCUGGAUUGAAUGGCACUGAGGAUACAAGGCUGCGUCUCAGUCGGAGUACUGCAAUGACUAGCCGACAUCCUAGCCAUGCAGAGAGCGCUCAAUCCACAAACAAACAGCCACCUUCCGUGGCCCCCAAGCUCCAUGUUCAGCGAUCGCUGUCAAAGGAAACGAUCUCCAUCCACUUCUCAGCUUUUGGGAAGGAGGAAGAGGAGGAGGAAGAAAUUUCCUUGGUAAAUCUCACCACUACCUUAGCAGCUCAGGAGGACUCAAAUAUUGUGACAGCCUUAGAGGCAAGUGAGGAGAUGUUUGAAGGUAUGCCGCUGGAGUCUGCAGCAGAGGUUGAUGCCAUUCCUGAAUCAUCUACACCUUCUCCAGUAGUAUCUAGACAGGGCACUAAUAGCUCACCCACCCGCAGUCCAUCAUCUCAUAUCACUGAGCAGAAAGGCCCAAGUUCCAAUUCCUCUCCAACAAAAUCUUUGAGCUAUACUUCAAGUGACAAACCCUUUCUCAGCUUGGUGAAGUCUUUUUCCUCUGACAUCGAGUCCAGAGAUGGGACCUCCUCUACUGCUGCUUCUUCUGUAAGGCACAGGCAUCUGAUGAAGACUCUAGUCAAAUCCUUGUCUUCAGAUACAUCCCAUGACUCUCAGUCCUCCUCUACCACCUACCGUCUUCCAGAAUCUCGCCUUAACCUGCAACUCUUCAAGCAAUUUGCACAGUCCAGGAUGCCGGCCACAGCCACCAUGUCAUCAGCGGGAGAUUCUAAAACUGCCCCUUCAUCUCCUUUAACAUCUCCAGAUAACCGGAGCUUCUUCAAAGUCUCAGAAGUGGAGGCAAAAAUUGAGGACACUAAGCGUCGUCUUUCUGAGGUCAUCUAUGAGCCACUCCAACUUUUGAGUAAGAUCAUGGAUGAAAAAAGCAGUGGCAGCAGCAGUUCCAGCAGCAUUUACCGGCCCAAAGCCCUUUCUGCUAGUGCCUCAGAACUCUCCAACUUUACUUCUGUCAAUGGUCAUCUGGAAAGCAACAACAAUUACUGCAUUAAGGAGGAGGAAGGUGGUGAAUGGGAGGCUGAAAUCCCUAACAGUGAAGCCUCUGGUCUAGCCGAAUCACCGGUUUCCUUCUCUGUUGACACUAAAAGUCCCAGCAAAACAUCUUUGCUUUCCAUGUCAUUGGACAAGUGCUCCAUGUCUGCUCUUGCAAAACAGGAAGAUGAGGACUUUUGCAUCCUGUACAGUGAGGAUUUCGAGACGUGUACUGACACAGAAGGAGAUGGUGCUGAUAAAACUGAUGAUACUGGAAGUCAAACUAAAGUGCUACUAAGUGGUAGUACUGAGCCAUGCAGUGAGGAUGAAUCUGAAAGUACUGAGCCAGCACCAAGUGUUCCGCACUAUACUCUCAUCAUCCUUACUUUACUUGUCUAUGGGUAUUUUGUAUUACCUUGGCCAAGUUAUAUUGGGGGGAUGCUUUUUGGGAUUGGGCUGGGCUUCCUUUUAGCCAUCUCUGUGGUGUGGCUGACAGGACCAAAACCAUCUAGUAGCAGUUCCAGGCACCGUUUGAAGAUGUGUGCAAAGUUGAACAUCAAGGAGCCAGAAAUCUUCAAAGGCUGGAUGAAUGAGAUCUCAAACUAUGACCCAGAGACAUACCAUGCCACACUGACACAUUCCGUCUAUGUCCGACUGGAGGGAUCAACCAUUCGUUUGUCUAAACCCAACCACAACAUUGCACGCCGGGCAUCGCAUAAUGAACCAAAACCUGAUGUCAACUACAUCAGUCAGAAGAUCUAUGACCUCACCAAGAGUAAAGUAUACCUUGUGCCUCACAGUCUGGCCAGGAAGCGUAUAUGGAACAAAAAAUACCCCAUCUGUAUUGAACUCGGUAAACAGGAUGACUUUAUGUCCAAGGCAGAGGGUGACAGGUGCGAACACAGUGAGGGCUUCACCACAAAGGAAAAAGGGGGAGAGGGGUCAGAUGGGGUGCAAGAACGAAGAUCUUCAUCCUCCUCCAGAGACCUGACCCUUUAUCUGUUUGGAAGAACUGGGAGGGAGAAAGAGGAGUGGUUCCAACGCUUUCUGCGGGCGUCCAAACUCAAGGUGGAUUUGAAGAAAUCCUCAAGUGUCACAGGGAGUAAAAGCACUCUGAGCGGUCAUCGCAGCAGUAGCCGCAACAGCCUGGAUGAGGCGCUGGCAUCUCAGCCUAGGCCCAAAGACUCUUCUGCCUCUUUAUCAACUGCCAAAGCCAAGCCUCUACUGGACUACAGUGUCUACAUGACCUCCCUACUGCCAAACCAGGCAGCAGUCAGCCCUACAGCUGCCACCCUGUCCCUUCACAGUCCUCAGAGCAGUCCUGGGGCUGACAAGAAGCUUCAAAGCAGCACUUCAGCUGAGGUGCAGCCCCGGAGGGAUGAGGACGACCCGGUUGCCUGGGUGAAUGCAGUUGUGGGCCGGGUCUUUUGGGACUUCCUGAGUGAACCAUACUGGGCUGAACUGGUCUCUAAGAAAAUUCAGAUGAAGCUCAGUAAGAUACGGUUGCCUUACUUCAUGAAUGAGCUCACCCUGACUGAACUGGACAUGGGUUCGGCCACUCCCAGAAUCCUCGGGGCAUCAAAACCUUCCAUUGACUACCAAGGUCUGUGGUUUGAUCUAGAGAUUUCCUACAGUGGCUCUUUCCUGAUGACCCUGGAAACCAAGAUGAACCUCAUUCGCUUAGGGAAAGAAGGGGAGAGCCUGCGCAUAGGGGAGCCUGGCAAAGAUGGAUACAGGCCACGGACAUACUGCCUGGCUGACAGCGAUGAAGAGUCAUCUAGUGCUGGCUCAUCAGAUGAAGAGGACACCUCUGAGCUUGCAAGUGACACCCCUGGAGCAGAGGGUUUGGUUGGAGGCCACAAACCAAGCAAAAUCAUGCGCUUUGUGGACAAGAUCACCAAGUCCAAGUACUUCCAGAAGGCUACAGAGACAGAGUUCAUCAAAAAGAAGAUGGAGGAGGUCUCAAACACUCCCCUCCUGCUCACAGUGGAGUUGCAGGAACUCAGAGGAACGCUGGCUGUCAAUAUACCCCCUCCACCAACUGACAGGAUAUGGUACGGCUUUAGGACACCACCUCACCUUGAACUGAAAGCACGACCUAAACUGGGAGAACGAGAAGUCACUCUGGCUCAUGUUACAGAUUGGAUAGAGAAAAAACUGGACCAGGAGUUUCAGAAAAUCUUUGUAAUGCCAAACAUGGACGAUGUGUGGCUGACUAUCAUGCAUUCUGCCAUGGACCUGCGCACCAGUGGUGGACCCUUAGCUGGCCCCACAGGACCCCUGGAGCCAUCUGAGCUGGAGAGGGUCAGCACCAGCCAGCCAUAAAGAUUGUUUACAGUAUUUUCUAAGAGCUUAUGAAGUCUCAAAAUGAAAAGAGGCAGAGCCAAAGCUGAUAGGUCAGAUGCUACUAUUAAUACAGGCACACUCCCACUUGGCCAAGAGGGCAGCACACAAAUUAGGAAAGAACAAGGAAACACUAAACACAGUCUGCUGAUUGCUGCUCUGUUAGGUAGUAUUUAUUGUGCCACAAGAAAAUGUGAGUUGUCAGUGAAGGUUUAUUUUACAUUAAGAGUCUUUUGAACAUAGACUGGCAUGCGAGGAGAGUCGUUAUUGGCUCUGACAUGAGGAGGUUAAGUUGGUCAGGGGUAGCAUGUGUAAGCACAUAAUGUUCUAUGAACCCAUUAAUGUGGAAGCAUUCACCAGAUACCUUAGAGAUUGCAGAUGACUAGUUUCUGCUAUGGCCACAGAGAGAAAACGCAUGGUAGUAGCCCUUUUUAUUACAGAAACCCAGGAAGUGAAGACCUGUGGUACAGGUGGAUCAGUUUUGUUUGCAUUUAGAGGGCAUGUCAAGUAUUUUGUCAAAAUUAAUUUGUUGGCAGGUUAAAAAGGCAUAUUGGGAAAGCUCAGAUGCUUGAUGUUUUGUUGAAUAAACCUUUAAGUGGCUUUAUGUCAGCUGUUCUGAUCAGGUGUUAACUAACAGUAUUCAUUUGUGCUGUGAACACACUGUGAACACCCCUUCUUUUGUCAAUACACCUGUUUCUUACGCCACCGAUGCCCUUAUCAGCAACAGACUUUAUGUAAGAAACACAGCAUCAAGGCUACGUUCACACUGCAGCACAAGGGCCCCAAAGCUUAAUGUUUGUGCUUAUGAGUUUCAUAUCUGGGUUUUUUUUUUUCCAAACAGGGUGAAGCAUACAAAUCAGACAGAAUCUGACCUUUUCUAUAUGAUCUGAGUCCAUAUGUAAUCCAGAGUUCAUGUAACUUUUCUGGUACUCUAGACUGAGAUUCUUUAGUCACUUCAACACUAUGAAGUAUGAGCUUAACCUUAAACAAGUGCGGCAGUAAAAUAAAUCUACACACAUCACAUAAACAUAUAUAUCACAUAUACAUAAACAUACAUAUAUAGUUGCAUGUCAUUGACAGGGACCAUUUUAAAGCACAAUGACUGACUUGAUAAUACAUAUAUUUUUUCACUUUAAGGUUUUUACUUGUUGAAUUUUCAGUACUGCUCAACUUGAUUUUUAAGCUAGGGUUCUAAAAGAAAAUAGUCAAUGGUUAAUUAAUUGACUGAUAUCACCAAAAUACUCAACACAAUGAGUUAAAUGCACAACUUUAUAAGUGAUUAUCCAAAUCAAAGUAAUAAAUCAAUUAGGAAUGGACAUUUGAACACUUUAAGUAUCAUACUUUAUAUAAUAUCCACAGCACUAAACAGUACCAUAAACAUCAGUCCUACAUUGCUAUUGAGGAAAACAUAAAUCUCCUUCAACCCUAAAAACAAAUAAAUUAUUCAUGCACAUCCCUGAAGUCAAUCGAUAAAUAAAUCUUGCUUGUUGAACUAUAAACCUGUCAAGUUAUGAUAUUUAAUUUCUGACCUACCAUUAAAACUAGUAAAAGAAAUUCCAUAAAAAUUACUUUAAGUAGAGAAUGCUAACAUUAGCCAUCAGUUGAGUUCUGCCAACACCACCAGUUUGUGAAACAUCCCAUCACCACCAAUUCAUUAGACAAUAUUUAAGUGUGUUAUGAACAUUUUUACUGAAGGACACUUUAAACACCUGUGCUUCUAUACAUGUAGGUCAGUUCAAGACCCUGAGCAUUUCACACUGACAUCUGAUAUUGGCUGCUGCUUUUUUUUUUUUUUUAAAGAGGAAUAAUGUAAUCAUCUAACCACAAUAUGUAAAUAAAAUCCAGUGUGAGUUACAAAUCUGAAUUGAGCACCAAGGUGGACAGUGUGAACAUAGCCUAAGUAAAUAAUAAAUACACAAACACAACAAGUGCAAUGACAGAAAAGUGUAAUAUGCUCUAGAAAGAUGUUGUGUAGAGACUAUAUGAACGUGUGUCUGAUGAGAAGUAACACGGCUAUUGAAUGUAUGUACUGAGAGUUCUGAUUCCUAUUUUUAUUGUAUGAAUAAUUGUUACUCAGUCACAUUUUGAUUGGGAUAUGCAAAUGAUUGCACAUAUAGACAGUUUCCUGUUUCUUUUUUUU
Sphaeramia orbicularis (orbiculate cardinalfish) is the source of this 5739-nucleotide messenger RNA. RefSeq names its product testis-expressed protein 2. Gene Ontology annotation, cellular component: endoplasmic reticulum. The transcript has 13 exons. The record is from RefSeq and is a predicted model, not a curated record. NCBI's taxonomy places the organism in Eukaryota, Metazoa, Chordata, Actinopteri, Kurtiformes, Apogonidae. Gene Ontology annotation, molecular function: lipid binding. The coding region runs from base 300 to 3581 and encodes 1093 amino acids.